Meloidogyne enterolobii is the source of this 577-nucleotide messenger RNA. The record is from the annotation of a GenBank genome assembly. NCBI's taxonomy places the organism in Eukaryota, Metazoa, Nematoda, Chromadorea, Rhabditida, Meloidogynidae.
GCCUUUAAUAAACAGAAUUUUUCUUCAAAAAAGUCAAACAUUCCACAAAAAAUUAAAAUCAAAACAACAAAAUGACAAAAACCCUGUUUUGGCGCGUAAUGGGAAUUCAAACGUGGCUUGUAUUUUGAUGGCUUGACGAGAAACUUUAUACCUAUGUAUUUUCCCUUUCAUUGCUUGAUAGUUUAUGUUUAAUUUUUACUUAAUUUUUGUUUAUAUUUUAAGGCAACAAUUUUUUUAAAAAUUAAUAAAAAAUGCCAGAUGCAAAAGAUGACUCUUUUUGUUAUAAUGGCAAAAACAAUCGAGAACGAUGAAAAACGUUUUGUGUUUCUGCGAAGUCAAGUAAAUUCAGUAGAAGAUUGUAUGAAGGAUGGGCCAAAGAAGUGUCAAACAAUUAAAUCUUUGGUUAUUUUGGCUUUGGAAGAAUUUAUUCCGAUAGAAAAUUAUAAAAGUGAUCCUAGAAUGCUUGAUUUUUGGUACCUGAUGGUAAGUAGAAUUUUUUAAAAAAUAUUUUGAGAAUAAAUUUUGCGGGCAAAAAUAACUUUCGGAUUCAUUGAAUAUAUAUAGUAGUACAGACAAA